GCGUGAGGCCUGGGGUGACUCCCCCGGUCUUGAGGGUCUUGGUCCCCAGGGCCCUUUGAUCCCUAAGUCACAUCCUCUCCGCGUCGAGUGCCCUCUCAGCCUGACCCCACGACUUGCGGCUGAGAGAGUCUAGGGGCAUAACCGGACUGAAUUUCUUUUCAGAGAGCCUCAUUUUAUUAUCAUAGCUUAGUUUGUGCCAUGUCCUGGGAGGGGACAUCUAAACCCAGGCUGUCCUGAGUCGGUAGCCAAACAAAGGCCCAAAGAGAGGGAAAGAAAAGGCUUUUCCUUGGCCCCUCAGCCUGAGGAGGCCAACUGCAACCUGGGACCCAGGACUUCGGGCUUCCAGCUUCCUUUUUUCUUUUCCAUCAGCUUCAGGCUAGGGACCCAAAGGCCAGGGCUUUGUGGUGUAUGGUGCCUGGACAGGGAGCCGCAUGGGGAGCCAGAAGCCCUUCCCCCAUAACUCCUGGGGCGGCAUAGGGUAUAACUGGGGAGCGUGUUAGUGCUUCCCCCCGUGAUAAAGAUGGGCCCCCUGAGGAUUCCGUGGUACCCUCAGACACCAUGUUGAUGGAGGUCAGAGGCCGUGGACCCUACCCCUUCCUCCCUGUGUCCCUUGUCCACUCAAAGGGCAGAGGCUGUGGCUGGGCGCCUGGGCGCAGGGCAGGCCCCAGCCUGGCACAGCCCCUGAUGCUCCCGGUCUCUGCCCCACAGCUGUCCGCCUGCCCCUGCCAUGGAGACCUUCUUUAGGACACACUUCCAGCGGAAGGUGCCUGGCCCUGGGGAGGGCCAGCGGCAGCCCAGCGGCGUGGGGCUGCCCACAGGCAAGGCCCGACGCCGCUCCCCCGCCGGGCAGGCGUCCUCCUCACUGGCACAGCGGCGCCGCUCCAGUGCGCAGCUCCAGGGCUGCCUCCUGAGCUGCGGGGGGGGCGUCCGGGUUCCCAGCCGCCGGCGCUCCAGCACCGUGCCCCCUGCCUGCAACCCCCGCUUCAUCGUGGACGAGGGGCCCACCCUGCAGCCUGCUGCGGCCGGGCCCCAGCUUCUGGGCACACGCCUGCUGUUGGCAGGGCUCGUAGGCAUGAGCGAGGAGGAGGAUGUGGCCGUUGCGGCACCGAGUGCCACCCAGCCAGGCACCAGGAGACUGGGGCCCUCCUCACACCAGGGCACCCUCACGCCCAUGCUUCGCUGCCUGCGCCGGCGCCGGGCCUCCUCCCACCUGCUCCCGGCUGACGCGGUGUAUGACCGUGCCCUGUGGGGCCUGCAAGGCUACUAUCGGCGCCUCAGCCAGCAGCGGUCUCCGGGCCAGCACCUCGGCGCGGGGGGCCGAAGAGCUUCGGGCACCCCCGCUGGCGCGCCGAUGCCCGCCUGUGUGCGCCCACUGUCCCGCAGGCGUCAGGUGGCCCUGCGGCGCAAGUCGGCAGGACCCCAGGCCUGGAGUGCCCUGCUUGCGAAAGCCAUCACCAAGUCAGGCCUCCAGCACCUGGCACCCCCUCCUCCCACUCCUGGAGCCCCAUGCGGUGAGCCAGAGCGGCAGAUUCGGAGCACUGUGGACUGGAGCGAGUCUGCGACGUAUGGGGAACACAUCUGGUUCGAGACCAACGUGUCGGGGGACUUCUGCUAUGUUGGGGAGCAGUACUGUGUAGCUAAGAUGCUGCAGAAAUCAGUGUCCCGGAGAAAGUGUGCAGCCUGCAAGAUCGUGGUGCACACCCCCUGCAUCGAACAGCUGGAGAAGAUAAAUUUCCGCUGUAAGCCGUCUUUCCGUGAAUCAGGCUCCAGGAACAUCCGUGAGCCAACCUUUGUGCGGCACCACUGGGUACACCGGCGACGCCAGGAUGGCAAGUGUCGGCACUGUGGGAAGGGCUUCCAGCAGAAGUUCACCUUCCAUAGCAAGGAGAUUGUGGCCAUCAGUUGCUCCUGGUGCAAGCAGGCCUACCACAGCAAGGUGUCCUGCUUCAUGCUGCAACAGAUAGAGGAGCCAUGCUCCCUGGGCGUGCACGCUGCUGUGGUCAUCCCGCCCACCUGGAUCCUCCGUGCCCGCAGGCCGCAGAAUACCCUCAAGGCAAGCAAGAAGAAAAAGAGAGCAUCCUUCAAGAGGAAAUCUAGCAAGAAAGGGCCAGAGGAGGGCCGCUGGAGACCCUUCAUCAUCAGGCCCACCCCCUCUCCCCUCAUGAAGCCCCUGCUGGUGUUUGUGAACCCCAAGAGUGGGGGCAACCAGGGCGCUAAGAUCAUCCAGUCCUUCCUGUGGUAUCUCAACCCCCGACAAGUGUUUGACCUGAGCCAGGGAGGCCCCAAGGAGGCGCUGGAGAUGUACCGCAAAGUGCACAACCUGCGGAUCCUGGCGUGUGGAGGCGACGGCACGGUCGGCUGGAUCCUUUCCACUCUGGACCAGCUGCGCUUAAAGCCCCCGCCACCUGUUGCCAUUCUGCCCCUGGGCACUGGCAAUGACUUGGCCCGUACCCUCAACUGGGGUGGGGGCUACACGGAUGAGCCCGUGUCCAAGAUCCUCUCCCACGUAGAGGAGGGGAACGUGGUGCAGCUAGACCGCUGGGACCUCCGCGCUGAGCCCAACCCCGAUGCGGGGCCAGAGGAGCGCGACGAGGGCGCCACUGACCGGCUGCCCCUGGAUGUCUUCAACAAUUACUUCAGCCUGGGCUUUGAUGCCCACGUCACCCUGGAGUUUCAUGAGUCUCGAGAGGCCAACCCAGAGAAAUUCAACAGCCGCUUUCGGAAUAAGAUGUUCUAUGCCGGGACAGCCUUCUCUGACUUCCUGAUGGGCAGCUCUAAGGACUUGGCCAAGCACAUCCGAGUGGUGUGUGACGGGACUGACCUGACCCCCAAGAUUCAUGACCUAAAACCCCAGUGCAUCGUUUUCCUGAACAUCCCCAGGUACUGCGCAGGCACCAUGCCCUGGGGCCACCCUGGGGAGCACCACGAAUUUGAGCCCCAGCGGCACGACGAUGGCUACCUCGAGGUCAUUGGCUUUACCAUGACGUCCCUGGCGGCGCUGCAGGUGGGCGGGCACGGCGAGCGACUGACACAGUGCCGCGAGGUGGUGCUCACCACGUCCAAGGCCAUCCCGGUGCAGGUGGACGGUGAGCCCUGCAAGCUCGCAGCCUCACGCAUUCGCAUCGCCCUGCGUAACCAGGCCACCAUGGUGCAGAAGGCCAAGCGGCGGAGCGCCGCCCCCCUGCACAGCGACCAGCAGCCCGUGCCUGAGCAGCUGCGGGUCCAGGUGAGCAGAGUCAGCAUGCACGACUACGAGGCCCUGCAUUACGACAAGGAACAGCUCAAGGAGGCCUCUGUGCCACUGGGCACUGUGGUGGUCCCUGGAGACAGCGACCUGGAGCUUUGCCGCGCCCACAUCGAGAGGCUCCAGCAGCAGGAGCCCGAAGGUGCUGGAGCCAAGUCCCCUACCUGCCAGAAACUGUCCCCCAAGUGGUGCUUCCUAGACGCCACCACUGCCAGCCGCUUCUACAGGAUCGACCGGGCCCAGGAACACCUCAACUAUGUGACGGAGAUCGCACAGGACGAGAUUUAUAUCUUGGACCCUGAGCUGCUGGGGGCAUCGGCCCGGCCUGACCUCCCAACCCCCACUUCCCCCCUCCCCACCUCCCCCUGCUCUCCCACACUCCGGUCACUGUCAGGGGAUACGGCGCCCCCUAAAGGUGAGGAGCUGAUUGAGGCUGCCAAGAGGAACAACUUCUGUAAGCUCCAGGAGCUGCACCGAGCUGGGGGCGACCUUAUGCACCGGGACGAGCAGAGCCGAACACUCCUGCAUCAUGCCGUUAGCACGGGCAGCAAGGAUGUGGUCCGCUACCUGCUGGACCACGCACCCCCAGAGAUCCUUGACGCUGUGGAGGAGAACGGGGAGACCUGUCUGCACCAGGCGGCAGCCCUGGGCCAGCGCACCAUCUGCCACUACAUCGUGGAGGCGGGGGCCUCCCUCAUGAAGACGGACCAGCAGGGCGACACUCCCCGGCAGCGGGCGGAGAAGGCCCAGGACACAGAGCUGGCCGCCUACCUGGAGAACCGGCAGCACUACCAGAUGGUCCACCGGGAGGACCAGGAGACAGCUGUGUAGCCGCGAGGCCCGCGGCCACCGGAGGGGGAGCCCCCCAUCGCCCACCUCACUGCCACAUUCCAGUCGGAUGACCACGGGGGGACCCGUGCCCCAGGGAAGGAGCCCCGUGCUGCCCCCUGAGGAGCUGCCCAGGCCUAGGGCUGGACUCUGAGGAGCUGGGGGAUCUCACCUGUGGCCUGAGGCCUCAACCUGACCCCAGGCUGACAGGGGGACAGGAGACUGCACUGGACGGGGCAGGCCUUUGAGGGGGCUGGGGCUGGACCACUUCAGGGCGGCCCUCGCCCUCCCCGCCAUGGGUGCCCUCCCUGGGCCUUGGGAUACAGGGGGAGGGCAGCGGGGCUGGGGACCCUAUCGGGGAGCCUUUGGGAAGAGGGUUCCUAAGCCACCCGGUUGGUGAGGGCCCUGACUCUGAGCCUGGCAGCCUGGGCCCCCUCUCCUGCCCCAUCCCACCCUCCUAGGGAGCUUCCUCCCGGAAACACAGAAGCUGCCGCC
Molecule: messenger RNA, 4567 nt
Organism: Lontra canadensis (Northern American river otter)
Lineage: Eukaryota; Metazoa; Chordata; Mammalia; Carnivora; Mustelidae
Gene: DGKZ
Product: diacylglycerol kinase zeta
Exons: 31
Coding region: 728-4075 (1115 amino acids)
Biological process (GO): lipid phosphorylation; diacylglycerol metabolic process; intracellular signal transduction
Cellular component (GO): nucleus
Molecular function (GO): ATP-dependent diacylglycerol kinase activity; protein binding
Source: RefSeq, a predicted model, not a curated record